AUGAAUGACUCUUCAUCCAGCUUCCCGUCAUUCUGGAGAGCACCGAUAAGCAGAUCGACGUCGUCUGAAAACGGACUUUUGGAUAGUAUGCCCGGAUCGACGGACCAGGAGAUACAAAUGACAGGAAACGAGCAACCACACGUGAACAUGGGAAAUGGAUUGACGGAGCACCGAACACAUCAGUACAUUAAUCGUCCGGAAGGAGAAAUGGAUAUGAUGAUUGGAUUCUUUCUGAUGAAUGGAUUCUGUGUUUCCUUCUUCCUGCUUUUCGGUCUCUGUGUCAUCUUCUCUUGUCUCCGAAAACGUCCAGCGUAUUUCCGCAGGAAGCAGUGUUCAGAGAGUGAAACAGUAGCACCGACAGUUCAGGAGGGAAGCUUCAAGCCCAAAUUGAAAUCCAUCGUGAGUCAAGUGAUCAAGUCUAACAAAGUGACAACAAAAAUCACAAUGGAUCCAGAGACAAUGGAGAUGGAAUCGAGUCCGGAUGAUAGUCAACAAACAAAACUAAGUGCCCCUCAAUAUUCUCGUUCGCCAACUCCAACGACGCAUGACCGGAAAACAAGUUUAACUGUCAGUAGACAAGCAUCUUUUGAUCAUUCCAGAAGAUGCUCAACUUCUGUUUCUCAAGAAAAUUCAGCAAUGAUUCGACACAAUUUACUGGGACCAUUGUCAUUUGAUGACCUUCAUUACAUGUAG
Molecule: messenger RNA, 693 nt
Organism: Caenorhabditis remanei
Lineage: Eukaryota; Metazoa; Nematoda; Chromadorea; Rhabditida; Rhabditidae
Exons: 7
Coding region: 1-693 (230 amino acids)
Source: RefSeq, a predicted model, not a curated record